CCGCCCUGCGCAUGCGCGGACAGGGAUCGCAGCCCAGCGCGAGGGUGGACGGCGGGCCUCGUGCGCGGCUGGGGACAUGGCGAAGAGCUUGAGGAGCAAAUGGAAGAGGAAGAUGCGGGCGGAGAAGAGGAAGAAGAACGCGCCCAAGGAGUUGGAGAGGCUGAAAAAAAUCCUGGGAACCAACGCGGAUGUCGUCAUGGAGGAGGUCAAGGAGGUGGCGACCGUGCUGCCCCCUAAUAAAGUCCUCGAGCAGGGGGAUGACUGCAAAAUGGACAUAGAUAAUAAACGAAACAAAAAGACUCUUCUAGAUCAGCAUGGACAGUACCCAAUAUGGAUGAAUUCCAGGCAGAGAAAGAAGUUUAAGGCACAGCGUGUUAAAGGGAAAAAAAAAUCAAAAUUGGCCAAAGGCCUAGUCUGGUAAAAUCAGAGUUUUGUAAGAUCAUAUUUUACUUACAAAAUAAAUAUCCCAAAUAAGUACAUGAUAUUUUUGUGCUUGGCCACCUAGUAUAAUUUAUUGUGUUGUGUGAACUUUUGAAGAGAUUAUUAGGCCAGCAAAUCAUGAAAGCAAUAUCAACUUGGUGUCUGCCAAACUUAAAAAAUAAUAAUACAAAAAGCAAGCUGAGUGCCUUUGAAUAGACUAAGCGUCUGUGGUUAUCUGUUUUCUUGAGGGGGAAGGGUCUUCAUCUUUUAUAUUGCGAACAUUGAAAAUGCUAAAGGAAAUCCUAAAAAUAAUGAAACUGUAAAUGGUUUUUGUACCGUGGUCUUUGUCAAUGUAAUUUGUCUUGUAGUAAAUUUAACCAAAGGAUUCUGUAAAUUCACCAUAUCCUUUAAAUUCUUCUGUAAAAUUACUUUUGUUGCGCCAAUUUUUGUUGCUUUUAACAUCUGGUAAUUAAGAAAAAACAGUCUUUUAAUAUGUAACUUAAAAGAGGUUAUACACUGAAAUCAACACCAAGGUUUCACAAAACUUCUGUAAGUAAAAAACCAAAGUGUUCACAAAGAGGAAGUUGUUGGAACAAAAACGUAUUUCAUUGCUGUCUGCAACUGAAGUAUUGUUGGAACUAAAUAACUGAAAGUACACCUGAUUAUUAUUAAUAUGAGAGAAUAGAAAUGUGCAGAUUGGAAAUAAAAUAUUUAAGACCUUUUCCAAGUUUUAGUAAAGUAAAUGAGAAUUUACUUUUCCAUAUGUAUUUUCAGUAGCCUUUUAUUUUUCUUACAAUGGUACUCAUCUAUCAUCCUUUAGGGUGUGGGCAUAGGAUAAAAUAUUGCAUGAUUGCAUAGCAGAUGCCAUUUGUACGUGAUUAGUUACAAUUGGUUGCACAUUACUCAGCAAUAACACGCGAUGACAGAUGCAAGAAUUAGUUGCCCUGAAAGCUUGUGUUUUUAAAAUGUCUCUCAUUACAAGGAUGGAAAUAAUUACAGUACCAGUCCUGCAGUAUGUUGCCUCUUGAAGUACCAUUCAUCGAUACAGAGCGUAACCUUUGUCCAGCUUCAUCCAAGAUGGGAUCCACGUUCUGUAAUUGCCCACAAAUUGCGAUGUGUCUCUGUUGUGAUAACUUGGGCAUAGGAAAUGGGAUUUAUUCCUUUGAAGGUAAUUACACUAGUUUAUACUGUGCUAAAAUCCACUGAGAAGACAUCGACCUGAUAGAAAAGUUAGUUUUUCUUGAAAAAAUGGUGGGGUUUUUAUUAUUGUUAGGGGAAAAGUAUUCUGUUGCUCAGGUAGAGAGCUGCAAAGGUGUUGGAGGAAAUACCAAUGCUUCUGUUUUCACAUGCAUUGACAGUUAAUGAGACUUGGUAAGAUGCAUAGAUCAAAGUUUUACUAAAUGAUGUGCCAUUAAUAACUUUGGACUUUAAAAAUAUUUCCAUUAAGUUGAUAAUACCCCUGCUAAAAAAAACCCAGAUGCUCUUAGUUUUUUUGUUUUAUUAGAUAAAUGGGUCUAGAUUUCAGUAUCAAACAUUUAGAUUAGUGCUACUUAAAAAUAUGGAGGAAAGUGUUCUUUAAGGAUCAAAUUAUGUUUAUCCAAAAAUGGAAUGAACAGUUUGUGUUUGUUUACUAUUUUAAUGACAUAGGCUGUAUUUUGCUGAAUGUGUGCUUUGGGGAGUUGUGGAGUGGAGCUUCUUGGGUUUAAGUACUAACAAUUUGGCUUCUUUCUGUAGAGUAAGCACAGUGCUAUUUUUAACAUGCUUGUUUGUAAAUCAGAUUACUUUCAAGCAGCUGCUGGUGGGAAAGCAGGCUGCUUUUCCUGCGUGGGGGUAAUCUGAUUGGCAAAGUACUCCCAUUUAAAUGUAUGGCUUCAGAGUCAGUUUAUUCUCAUUCUUUAGGUGCGCAGCCAUACUCUGUAUCUCAUCUUAAUCAAGGCUGCCACCCCUGUACUGGCUGUAUCUUCUCUCCCUGGAGUAGUUCCAGUUCUGCCUCUGCUCCUUCUAGAAGAGAAAAUGAUCUGCACAGCUGAAUACUCUCUGAUUUCUGCUUUCAUGACCUAGCCCUGAGCUUUGUUGCGCAAAUUUAUUAGUCUACUGCUUUUGUGACCAGAUUAGGGAUUUGUAUCUCAAAUGAGAGACAGCAGAUGCUGCACUGAUCUUUUAUUUAGCAGUUGCUUCCUACCAGCUGAAACAAUACUGGCUGUGUGAGGUAUUUCCUUCAUGGUGUCCACGAUAAAGCCAAACAGGUUCACUUAAACUACAGAUAUUUUAAGACAUCCUGUUUGAUUUUUGAGCUGAAACAGAGGAUGAGGAAGGAAUAAAGCCCAGUCUUUACUGGGAGGCAGAUCUUAGUCUAGUACUGAUGUACUUGUGUGUACAGCAUUACAGCUUGCUUGAGUGAGGCACACCUCUCUGGGCCAGGAAAGAUUUUGAGAGCCUGGUUGGGUGGGAUCUGUAAUCCAGGCUGAAGGCUCACUUGCAGACAGAUAGCAGGAGCCUGGCUAAGUGCAGCACGGAUGUAACCUCGGAGAUUAAGUCACAGAUGCAGCAGGAAGUUUUAUCUUCUAGGGUCUGAGCAUAUACUAUUAUUGUGGUUUAACCCAGCCAGCAGCUAAAACCCCCAUGGCUGUUUGCUCGCUCCCCCACCACCACCCAGUGGGAUGGAGGGAGAGAAUUGGGGGAAAAAAAAAAGGGUAAAAUUCGUGAGUUGAGAUAAAGUCAGUUUAAUAUGACAGAAAAGGAAGAUGAUGAUGGUAAUAAUAAUGAUAAAAGAAUAUACAAAACAAGUGAUACACAGCACAAUUGCUCACCACCUGCACACCACUGAUGUCCAGUUAGUUCCCAAGCCGCAGUCCAGCCUCCAUUCAGCUUCCCCUGAGUUACAUAUUGAGCGUGACAUCAUAUGGUAUGGAAUAUCCCUUUGGCCAGUUUGGGUCAGCUGUCCUGGCUGUGUCCCCUCAGCUUUUUGUGCACGCCCAAGCCUCAUCGCUGGUGGGGCAAUAUGAGAAGCUGAAAAGUCCUUGGCUUGGUGCAAGCGUUGCCUAGGAACGACAACAAUAUCAGUGUGUUAUCAACAUUAUUUUUAUCCUAAAUCCAAAACAGCACUAUACCCGCUGUUAGGAAGAAAAUUAACUCUAUCCCAGCUGAAACCAGGACAACUAUAUAUGGAUAUUGUAAUUUCGUGUUUGGAAUUUGCUUUAGAUUUGCUUUGAGUAGCUAUCUUUUUGAAUGUGAAUACCAAGUUUUUAGUUGUCAUUGAAUAUGUGAUUUACCUUGCUGAAUCUGAAACACAUUCUGUUUGGUCAGUUGAUGGAAAAAAAAAUCAUUUGUGUUUCUUUACAAUAGAAAAUGAAUUUAAACGUAUUAAGGUUUGGCUGAAAUAUAUGUUUUAAAAGCCCGUAGAGGGAUUUUCAAAAAAGUAAACUAUCUGCCUCUAAACAGUGUUCUAAUUAUAUCAUGAUUUGUUGAUCUUUAUCUAAAAAAAAAUUUAAGUUGUGAUUGAGGGAGAAAAGAUUGCAGUUGAUUAAACAAACUAAUGGAAGUCUAAAAGUCUGUAACUGAAAUGGCAUUGUCAGAGUUGUUUUGGGUUUUUUAAAUUGUGUAACUGCACUAUCAUAAAACUUCUUUGUUGAAGCUUCCUACCACUGUAACUCUGCCACCUACCUGCAAAGUGCUGUGGUAGCUGUAUUUCAUAGACCUACGAGAGGUAGGGGAAAUAACGUAGGCAGUUUCGAACUGCAAGCAUAAAUGCCAGAACUGAAAGAAUUAAAUAUUGUCAUUUUAUUGAAA
Grus americana (Whooping crane) is the source of this 4209-nucleotide messenger RNA. RefSeq names its product LLP homolog, long-term synaptic facilitation factor (gene LLPH). Gene Ontology annotation, cellular component: nucleolus. Bases 77 to 421 code for a protein of 114 amino acids. The record is from RefSeq and is a predicted model, not a curated record. The transcript has 3 exons. NCBI's taxonomy places the organism in Eukaryota, Metazoa, Chordata, Aves, Gruiformes, Gruidae. Gene Ontology annotation, molecular function: RNA binding. Gene Ontology annotation, biological process: dendrite extension.